AUGAGAGAGGGAAAAGAAAGAAAUGUUCGUCAGGUGCGUUGUUUGCGUACUGCCAAACAAUAGAAACGACAUUUUUAUGCAGACGCUUUUUGAGAACCUCCUCAUUUUCCACCUUUAACACAAGUCGAAUGGACAAUUCUGCAGGAUUUUGUGAAUCACGGUGAGUUGUAAAAAAAAUCAAUAAAUAAAAAUUUUCAUACAUUGAUACAGAAAGAUUCCCGCCCUCCAUCAUAACUCUUCAAAUUUGCGAGAAAAUCGAAGAGGAUCAGGAAAAUGAGCAAUUUUUGACAGUUCGUCGAUUCGUUGAGGUAUUUUUGAUGUUUUCAGCUAAGUAAAUCGCAAUUUUUUUACAGAUCAAUCCAUUUUCGAUGAAGCUUUACUUGAAGAAAACAGUUUCGCCAAUUGGAAAUUUUGAAAAACUCGAAAAUCAUCGGAAAAUUCAUCGAUUUAUCACAAAGUUUUGA
Molecule: messenger RNA, 464 nt
Organism: Caenorhabditis angaria
Lineage: Eukaryota; Metazoa; Nematoda; Chromadorea; Rhabditida; Rhabditidae
Source: the annotation of a GenBank genome assembly